Gongylonema pulchrum is the source of this 540-nucleotide messenger RNA. NCBI's taxonomy places the organism in Eukaryota, Metazoa, Nematoda, Chromadorea, Rhabditida, Gongylonematidae. The record is from the annotation of a GenBank genome assembly.
AAAUGGUUUGAUGUUACUGAUGGCAUAUUUUUGAAUUAUGGCUGGGAUACAAAGCAGCUGGCGAAUAGUGCGACACGAGCGAAACUUCGGCACCGAAAUGUUUUUGUGGGAGUUGACUGCUUCGGUCGUGGUUGUUUCGGUGGCGGAGGUUGGAACUGUCAUGAAGCUUUCAAGCAAGUGCGAUGGCACGAUCUUUCAGUAGCUCUGUUUGCGCCAGGAUGGAUCGUUGAACAGAUGCCGCAUCGGGAUAUAAUCGUCAACUCCCUUCGGUCUCUUUUCUCUGUUCAAUGGUUUUGGGAUCGUCUGAUUUCGUACGUGCACCCACAUCCACUGACUACACUUCCAUUGGAGACGAAUUUUAGUCACGGAUACAUUCAAGAUGGUGAAAAUAAGCGCUACAAUAUGUCGACGGCAAAAUUGCAACCGCAUUAUCUUGCGACCGGUGUUUUCCCAAAAUCCGGCGGCGUUCAUCUAAUUCUUCCCGGCCCUGGUCAGUACAAGUUAGUUAAUUUCAAAUUUCUCAGACCAAUGCAUUUCUAA